AUGACGACGGUCGAUUUAGGUCGUUACAAACGCUUCGUCCAGUAUUUCUGGGAUCCCGAACCUACAAACGAUGCCGCUUCAAAGUCACCUAUAUGGUGUCUAGGAGAGGAAUAUCUAGUUCCGGAGAAGUCAUCCAUUUCAGCUGUUACAGAAUCGCCUCCACAGGAAGGAGGAUAUUUCCCCACACAAUCUCUACCCACCACUAAAGUUACGACUCCACCAGACAGUACCGUUGGGAGCCUCGAAUCAAGCUCAGGUUACGAUGAUUGCGAUACUGCUAGCGCAGAUGGAGGAUGGCCAAACGCAUUUCUUGACGAUUUCGAAGCCAAGAUAUGGCUUACAUAUCGAUCAAACUUUCCAGCGAUAGCUAAGUCGCAGGAUCCGAAGGCUCUAUCUGCAAUGUCACUAUCAGUACGACUAAGAAGUCAGCUUGUUGAUCAAGGCGGCUUUACAUCUGACACGGGGUGGGGAUGUAUGAUAAGGUCCGGGCAGAGCCUGUUGGCAAAUUCAUUACUUACUCUGAGGAUGGGCAGAGAUUGGCGUCGCGGCUUAUCUAGUAACGAAGAACGCAAAAUCCUAUCUUUAUUCGCCGAUGAUCCUAGAGCCCCCUACUCAAUCCAUAAGUUUGUUGAGCAUGGCGCAAAGGCUUGUGGGAAACACCCCGGAGAGUGGUUCGGACCAUCUGCCACUGCUCGUUGUAUCCAGGCUUUGACCAACAACCAGGCUGAACCGGAAUUGCGGGUGUAUAUUACGGGUGAUGGGUCAGACGUGUACGAAGAUACUUUCAUGAGUGUCGCAAAGCCAAACAAUACGGACUUCACGCCGACUCUCAUCUUGGUAGGCACGAGGCUGGGGCUUGACAAGAUAACCCCUGUCUACUGGGAGGCGCUGAAGUACUCUUUACAGAUGCCUCAAUCUGUGGGAAUAGCUGGAGGUCGCCCUUCCUCCUCGCACUACUUCAUUGGCGUGCAGGGGUCAGAAUUCUUUUACUUGGACCCUCAUCAAACUCGACCAGCACUGCCAUUCAAAGAAAAUGUGGAAGACUAUGUCGCUGAGGAUAUUGACUCAUGCCAUACACGCCGACUUCGACGACUCCACGUAAAGGAGAUGGACCCUAGCAUGCUUAUCGCAUUCUUGAUACGCGACGAGAAUGACUGGAAAGAGUGGCGACGGGCCGUUCAAGAAGUACAGGGCAAAGGCGUCAUCCAUGUCGCAGAUAGGGAUUCGGUAUUAUACGGACUUGAAGGAGAACGGGAUGGGGCCAUCGACGAGGUUGAAACAUUCGAUGACGAUGAUGAUGAUACCAUAUUAGAUGCUUAA
Sclerotinia borealis F-4128 is the source of this 1320-nucleotide messenger RNA. Lineage: Eukaryota; Fungi; Ascomycota; Leotiomycetes; Helotiales; Sclerotiniaceae. The record is from the annotation of a GenBank genome assembly.